Aplysia californica (California sea hare) is the source of this 394-nucleotide messenger RNA. RefSeq names its product argininosuccinate synthase. The transcript is spliced from 3 exons. Gene Ontology annotation, molecular function: ATP binding; argininosuccinate synthase activity. Bases 29 to 364 code for a protein of 111 amino acids. Gene Ontology annotation, cellular component: cytoplasm. The record is from RefSeq and is a predicted model, not a curated record. Gene Ontology annotation, biological process: urea cycle; L-arginine biosynthetic process. Lineage: Eukaryota; Metazoa; Mollusca; Gastropoda; Aplysiida; Aplysiidae.
ACCCAAACAUUGCCGAUUUUGUCGACAGAUGAUCAUCCCCGAUUUACGGCAAGAUUUCGUGGACGACUUUAUCUGGGCAGCCGUUCAGGCGAACGCCACUUAUGAGGACAGAUAUCUCCUUGGUACAGCCCUUGCACGCCCACUCAUCGCCAAGGCCAUGGUGAAAGUUGCCAUAGAGGAGGGGGCUCACUAUGUGGCGCACGGGGCUACAGGAAAGGGAAACGACCAGAUCCGAUUUGAACUCGGGGCCUAUGCUCUCCACCCAAGUAUAGAGGUGAUCUCCCCGUGGCGACUGCCAGAGUUCUACACCACUUUCCCUGGUCGCAAGGAGCUCUUCGCUUACGCCGAGGUGAGGAUGACAUAAAAUCUAUACAAUAAGAUAAAUAAGAUAAGA